This is a messenger RNA of Cherax quadricarinatus, 7566 nucleotides long. RefSeq names its product polycomb protein Pcl (gene Pcl). Gene Ontology annotation, molecular function: chromatin binding; DNA binding. Lineage: Eukaryota; Metazoa; Arthropoda; Malacostraca; Decapoda; Parastacidae. Gene Ontology annotation, cellular component: nucleus. Gene Ontology annotation, biological process: chromatin organization; regulation of DNA-templated transcription. The record is from RefSeq and is a predicted model, not a curated record.
UUCAAUUCAGUGACGGAAUAUGGCGGCCGGAGGUACCUGGGCUCACCGCUGUAUCCAUCUUUGAAGACUUAAAACCCGCCGGCUAGUGGCAAAUAUCCUCCAGGAAGGUGACGCCAUGCUAGCACCAUCUUCCUAGUGUAAAUUGGUCAGUGGACAGAGCAGUCAGCUAGUAACUAGAAGCCCUGGGUUCAAAUCCUGGGCAGGGCAAGACGUAUGGGCAAUUCUCCUUACACUCGUUGCUCCAUUCUACCUAGCAGUAAAUAGAAACCUGGGAGUUAGACUGUUGGUGGUGGCAUCCUGGGGAUGAUAACAUCAGGCUUUGAGAUGAGCUGAGGUCCAUUAAGGGAGCCGGCAGGCUGAGGGUGCUGUAAGGCCACAAAGACCAGGACCAUGAUGUCCAGCACUAGAAAGAGGGAUGGGGACAGCGAGGGGGACAGUGGGUUUGUGACACCAGACAGCACCACGAAGGAGAAAGUGUCACGAUUCAUAGAGGGCGAAGAUGUACUCUCGCAUGGCAAGGAUGGUCUCUUCUACUUAGGAAUUAUAGUUGUGGUUGAUUAUGAAAAUGAACGCUGUUUGAUCCAGUUUGAGGACAGUACAGCUCAUUGGUCCUUGUAUAAAGAUAUCACCAAGCUAAAGCUGCCUGAAUCAGAUGACCUGUGUGUUAUCUGCAAGUCUUCCAAGAGCUGGGAUACGAAUGAAAUUGUUUUAUGUUAUAUUUGUGAGCAGGGUUACCAUCAGGAUUGCCUCCAGCCUAGAAUAGGUAAAGAGUACUGUGAACCAGACAGCCAGUGGGAGUGUCCAAGGUGUGCUGGACAUUCAGCCAUGGAGAAAGAAGAGCGGAAAAAAUCCCGGGAGAGCUCUCCACGGAAGCAACGUACGCGACCUCAGCAUCAACAUCAAUCUGAAGAAAAUAAUAAACUAGUCCUGCCUUAUGAUAUCAACUGCUUAACAUGGGACCAAGGUCACAAGAGCAACAGAGAGCAAACUUACUGCUAUUGUGGUGGACCUGGAGAAUGGUACAAUCGCAUGCUCCAGUGUCAGCGGUGUAAACAGUGGUUUCAUGAAGCUUGUGUAGACUGUUUACACUACCCACUUUUAUAUGGUGAUAGGUUUUAUGUAUUUGUGUGUGCUUUGUGUAAUGAAGGAAAUGAGUUCCUUCAUAGAUUAGAUGUUAAAUGGGUAGAUAUUGUGCAUCUGUCUAUAUUUAACUUAACUCUACAAGACUCAAAGACAUAUUUCGAGUAUGAAGAAACAAUCACUCAGUGGAUUAACGACAACUGGGAACUAUUGCAGGCACCACUAGGGCUUCAAAAUAUGCGGGUUAGUGAACGGAAGCACGAGGUAUUAAGAGUACUGGAAGGAAAUAGACCAAGAUUUAAAUGUGGACGUGAAAUAAAGAAGAAAACCAGUAUAUGGGGUCUACGGGUCCGUGUUCCUCCGCCAGUUCCAGCAAUAACCUUGCCAUAUGUUGGACCUAUUACAGAGGACUCCAUAAAACACAUAACAUUGCGCAACAAGAAGACACGCAAUUCUGACAGGCUUUGGACAGCUGACAAUCCACCAAUUCCACGAAGCUAUAAACUGCGGGACGACAAGCAAGAAGAAGUAGAUGAAGCUUUGGCACGUUUCAGUCCAGCAAAGAAACGUGCAGUAUCUCCUAAUGUUCUAGAACAAGAUGAAGAAAGCCCAAAUAGCUCUGGCAAGAGGAAACGUAAGCGCGAAUUGGACAUCCUGAUGGAAGAUAAAAAAGCCAAAAAAAUGAUUGAGGAACUUAUACCUGUGAUGGAAAACAAUAUGAGCAAUUCACAAGCUCCUGUAAAGAGAAAAAGAGGACGGCCACCCAAGAACUUGCAGGGUAUCAAGUGUGAUGAUCUGCGUGACCUUAAGCAGAAACGCGCCCAAACAUUGUUGACAGAGGCACUGAAGCAGGAAGAAGGUGUGCGACCUGUUAGCAAAUCAGGCCUUGAUAUACCAACGCCAAAUUGCGUCACUCCAGGUGAUACCAGUGGAGAUGAGACUUCGUCACAUGGUACUUUAGACUCCUUCAUUCCUCCUCCCUCAAACUUCGAAGGUCAGAAUAAUCCCUUUCUUAAUCUGGAUUCACUCAGCUAUGGUAUGCCUGUUAUUAGACCUCUUAAGCGGAAACUGAGUGAAAAUGACAUCCGCAUUGGGAAAAACGGUGAAGUGAAGAGAAGACGUUUCCGCAAGAAGUGCGACAAAGCUAAGAUCAUGUUCCUUCUGCAGAAUGGUUCUUUAAGUAUAAAUGGUGGAAAUGGAAUAAGAUUAAAUGGCACAAACAGCAUAAAAAACUGUGUGGACUAUGCCCUCGGUGGUAGAUUACAUACGGGCUCUAAAGAUGACUGUAGUGAUGUAGUGGAGGAUAAUAAAGUUGGAGAUACUGGCUUCUCCUUCAAUGACCUUAAAUCAACUGUAAACAACUAUUUUGGGGCUGCAAACCGGAUUGCAAGUGGUGAAAAGUUCCAUGUAAUAGCAAAAAGAAUUAGUUUUGAAGAUAAAGUUCAGUACCUCAUAGAAUGGGACAGUCCAAGUUCCUCAUAAGGUGAAUUCCAAAUCCUGCAUGUGGCUCCUGUCCACGUCACUUGGGUUUUCUCUUAAAAGUUAUUUCUGAGGAAACCAAUUUGGAAAUAGUAUAUUAUGAGACAAACUUAAAUUAAGCACCAACUCCAUAACCACAUUCAGACUGUGUUCAAAUUGCACUGCCAGAGUAAGUGAUGCAAGAGUGAGGUUUGUCAGGUGCAACACAGCCUCAACGUUAGUUUGUGAUAUGGUUGCUUAGGCAGGUAGUAGACCAGAAGUUAAUUCAAAUUAAAUUUUGAGAAAUAUUUAUUAUAACUGGGUCAACUGGUUGAUCAUGAAAUUUUAAAUUUUUUGAAAGUAGUAACUUUUGGAUGAUAUGUAAGGUGUUGGACCAGCCCAAAGCAACCACAAUACAAGUAAUUUCACUAUUGUUUAGUCAUGUAAAUAAGUCAUGUAUUUGUUUUAUGGUUAUAUUUAUCUGGUGAUGUGAAUGCCAGACAGGUUUUUGUAUGACUGCGGAUGUACGAUUCCUGUAAAUGUGAGGGCACCUACUGAACGCCAAAUGGGAAUACCUGUAUACAAAUUUCAAGGUAUAACAACAAAUGGUAUAUGUAUACCAGGAGUUUAUAUGUAACAUAGGCAUAUUUCAAUUAUAGGAAACAUUUUAGACUGUAUUGCCCUUGCAACAGAUGUUUUCAAGUCUGUACUUGAAUUGUAAAGGCUUGUUGCAUGGUUGCACUGUCUAACUUAGUUUCCUAAAACUGUAGUGUGUGCCUUACAUACAACUCUCAAGAUACAGAAAGUAAGUGUCCUAGCCUUGACUGAUGUAUUUGUGUGGCAGGUUAUUCUCCUAUUUUGAACCUGCUUUGUUUUGGAUUGUUAUAAAGUGGCUAUCCUGUUUAUAGUGGUGCAUGAAAAACUGCAUUGUGUGUAGCCACGUAGAUAAGUUUAUAAAUUGUUUUGUUGCCAAAGAUUGCCGACAGUUUGUCAAGGUGGGCAGUAGGGAAGGGUCAGGUUCCUAAACCUGCCCUCCCUCAUAUGUACACAAGUUUCUGUUAUGACUUCCACAAACAUGUUAAGUUUCAACCAGUCAUUUUUGUAUGACAUACUAGUAGUGCAUUGUGUACUCUUUUUAGAGUUUUUAAAAUAUUUUUAUACCUUUUUACAUAAAAUAUGAACCUGACCCAAAGGUCCCUACUGUUGGCCCUUUAACUAUCACUGCCACUAUUCCAUCGUGCUCAACUUGUAAGAUGUUUCAAGCGUUGCAGCAUGUAACAUUCCAGGAAUUAUAAAUUUGUCUGAGAAAUAUUUCAGCAUUAUACCAUUUACUGCCAUUGACCAUAGUUGCUAGAGUACCUUAUUUCUGUCCCUUUUGUAUACCUAAUGAUGACAGUACAAAACGUUAUCAUGCAUUAAUCUUCCGUGACAUGUACAGAUUAUAAAUGUAAAGGUUUAAUUUUAGCUGCGGCAUUGGAGAGUCGACUACUGUCGAGCUGAUCAGUAGACCAGAGUUUACAGUAUUUGACACAGAAGAUCAGGAAGCUUUCUUUUGUGUGUAUUUUAGUUUAUUGCCAGGUACAUAAUUGAUGUUUUACACGGUGCUUUACAUUUUGUCGUUGAUUAUAUUUAAAUAUUUAGGAGCCACUUUUUAAAUUUAUGUACAGUCUGUCAGUUUGACAGUUGAACAAGAAUUAAAUUGUGUUGGUUAAAGAUAAAAAUAAUUUCAUACAAUUUACAGUAUGUAUUUAAUUUUUGUUUAAAUGAGAAAAUUCAGUUUGGCAGUUGUCAUUUUGUUUACGUUUUUUUUUUUUCAUAUUGUGUUUAAAGUACUUGGUGUGUAUAUGCAGCAUAUGUAUGUACAGUAUCUGUGUAUAUACAUAUAUACAUACAUGAGGGCCCUGCUUUAUGAUGAUUCUCUAAUAUGGACAUUUCAAAUUAUACCCAAACACUCGUUUACAUGGCUCCUGAUUCGCUAUUAUGGCAUCUAUGCAUCACCUGUCCACUGUUUACAUGCUCUAUGAGCUCUGUCUCUCUACCAAUUAUGUCUGGAAACUUUCCAAAGUUUCAAGUGUUUUAAAGUUUUUGUUUUUAACAUAUUGGCCAUUUCCCACUGAGGUAGGGUGACCCAAAAAAGAAAGAACCCCCAAAAAAAAGAAAACCCCAAAAAGAAAGAAAAAAAACUUUCAUCAUUCAACACUUUCACCAUCACUCAUGCAUAAUCACUGUCUUUGCAAAGGCUCUCAGAUAUGACAGUUUAAAUGUCCCUCCAAACUGCCAAUAUCCCAAACCCCUCCUUUAAAGGCUGGCAUUGUACUUCCCAUUUCCAGGCCUCAAUUCCUGCAAACCAGUUUUCCCGAAUCACUUCACAAAAUAUUACCUUGCUAACACUCCAACAGCUUGUCAAGUCAUAAAAGCCAUUUGUCUGCACUCUUUCCUAUUUAACAUGCUCACGUACACUAGCUGGAAGUCCAAGCCCCUCACACACAAAACCUCCUUUACCCCUCUUCCUCCAACUUUUCCUAGGCUGACCUACCCUGCCUUCCUUCCACUAUGAAAUAUGUAGAAAUCCGACUGCCCACUGGAAACAACAACACUGUACACAUUUAUGGAGCACCCUCCCCACAGUAUUUUAUAAUAAUUAAUAAUAGUAUUUAUCUCUCUCAAGGGGCUAGUAACCCCUUCUCCUGUAUAAAUUACUAAAUUUAAAAAGAGAAACUUUUGAUUUUCUUUUUGGGCUACCCUGCCUCAGUGGGAUACGGCCGGAUUGUUGAAAGAAGAAAGAAGAAGAUUUAUCUCUCUCUUCUGUCUAGAAACUUUCUAACAUUUCAAGUGUUUUAAAGUUAUUAUGUAUAUUAUAUAUAGUAUUUUUGUGUUAUGAUGGCAUCUAAGGAUAGUUGCGAUGAAAAGAGGAGUCAUAAGGCUCUUACUUUCAAUGGCCUCUAAGAAGAAAGUGUUGCAGGAAAUUAAAAGUGCUACAUCAAUGAACUCUAAGGUUGUAAAAAAACAUGAUAACCUUGUUGCUGACAUGGAAUUGAAGACCAAACUAGUCACAAGAUGCCUUUAACCCUUUGAGGGUCCGUCCCGUAGAUCUACGGCUUUACGUUCAGGGUCCAAACUGUAGAUCUACGUCAUGAGCUCAGCUCACUCUGAUAAACUGUGAGUGGUACAUUUGGGCCUAGAUAUGAGAGAAUACAUCUAUGUGGUAUGUGGGCACCACAUAAAACAGAUCCUGCAGCACGCUGUAUAUAAUGAGAAAAAACUGAAAUCAUGAUUUUUCGAUUAAAACAGCGACUUUGCAGUGUUUUUUCGUAUGUUUUUUAUAGUUGUAUUUGCGAUUUCUUGGUCUCAUUUGAUAGAAUGGAAGACAUAUUACAGAAAUAAAAAUGAUUUUGAUUGGUUUUAGCACUGGAAAUGGCUUGAAACUGAGCUCAAAGUAGCAGAAAUGUUAAAUUUUUGCCGAUAUUCAAGAGUAAACAAACGACCUCACACGUCUAAUACACGCCAGCUGGUGGGUCUAAUAUGCAUUCACAAAUAUGGUGAUGAUAUUUAUACAAUUAUGUCAGUAUUGCAUAACAGUAAAUCUUCUAUUUUUUGGUGUGAAUAAAAAUUCAUUGUGAAUAAAAAAUCAAAAUGGUAUUUAUUUGUAAAGCCUCAAAACGUAACUAAUGAACAGAGGAAAUGUUAGUUUAGUUCCAGGAAUACCUACAUUGUUUAUUCUGGACCCUAUUUUGAAAUUGGAAUAUUUUGAACUUUGUGUAAAAUUGGCCAAAUUAACAAUUUCUGAUCACUUUAAUUUGUAGUUGAAACAGUUGACUUGGCAAUUUCUUGUGCUCAAUCGAUAGAAUAGAAGUAAUGCUAGUGAAAUAGCUAAGAAUUUGGUUGACUGGAAUAAUGUAAUUGGCCUAAAAUGGGAGUCAAAGUCGGCAAAAUCGCCGAUUCGUAAAUAUCGCUGAGACAUCAGAAUUCGCGAGAGCAUAAUUUCGUAAAUUUUCCAUCAAAUUUCGUACUUUUUGUUUUAUUACCUUCACAAAAAGAUUCUCUACCAUUUCACAAGAAAAAAUAACAAAUUUUUUUUUUUGAAAAUUCUUGGACACUGGGGCACCACUUCAGAUUUGGGCCUUGGACCCUGAAGGGGUUAAUCUGAGAAAUAAUUCCAGUCCAAGGCCUUAAGUGUCUCUUAUGAAAGCUGAUAGAGAAAGAGAGAUAGAUAGGUGAGGCAGGUGCUGAAAAUAAAUUUGACCUACAAUAAAUACUACUCACCUCUCACCAUACAUUAUAAUUUUGUAGGCCUACUUCUAUUGCUAACUUAAUAAAUGGGAGUGUAAACAUGUUAUCAGACAUUUUUAUGCAUUUAAAAGUGAUAAAAAGGGUGAUUAGCUUUAUGGCAAUUUUUGCUUUACAGUGGUAGCCUGGAACCUCACCCACUGUAUAAGUGGGGCCCUCCUGUACAUACAUGUGUGUGUGUGUAGGUAUAUGUAUGUAGGUAUGUAUGUAUAUACAUUAUAUGUAUAUAGGUAUGUAUGUAGGUAUGUAUGUAUAUAUAUGUAUGUAGGUAUGUAUAUGUAUGUAGGUAUAUGUGUGUGUGUGUGUGAAUGUCGUGCCGAAUAUGUAAAACUUGCGAUUUUGGCUUGAGUAGCAACAGUCAUCUUGCCAUAUAAGACAAGCGAAAAUUUGGGAAAAAAAUAAUUUUGCAAAAGUCAUUCUGAACCUAACGAAAAAAUUAUAUUUCGUUGUGUUUGUUUAUUAUUAAAUCAAUGUAAAUGUAUCUAAAAUAUAUUUAGUUGGAUUAGGCUAAAAUAAAUUGGGCUUGUUAUAAUAAGGUCAGGUAAGUUUUCUAAGAUUCUUUUGGUUAAAAAUUAUAAAUUUUUACAUUAGCAUUAAUGAAAAAAAUAUAUCUUUAAACGUAUAAGAGAAAAUUUUAGAAAGGACUUAAUUUUAAAUGAGUUAUUGCUAAUUGACCAGUUUUACCUAUUAGGCACGACAUACAUAUACGUGUAUGUAUGUAUGUAAAGUUUUGUGUGUGUG